AUGUUACGGCACAUGACGCAGCGCCUUGUGCGGACUCAAGCUCUUUCUAUCCGUGCAUUCAUCUCUAGGACCAAAUCAACAGCUGCUGCAAGCUUUUCAUUCAACAAUGAAGAGCUAUUUAAUCCGUUUAAGGUCGAACCAGACUGUCUCCAACCUGGUAUACCAGCGAGAGAAUUUCAAGAUCGUCGGACGAAAUUGUUUGCUACAAUGCCCAACAACUCGGCGCUCAUUGUCCAUGCGGCUGAAGUCAAGUACAUGACACAUGACAUUCCAUGGGAAUUUCAUCAGAACAGUAACUUUAUGUAUCUUACUGGACUAGAGGAGCCUGAUGCCCAUGCAUUGUUGGUCAAGAGUCAAGAUAAAUGCACAUUCGCGCUCUUUGUACGUCCUCGGGAUCCACGCAGUGAGCAAUGGGAUGGUGCUCGGAUUGGUUUGGAUGGAGCACAAGAUCGGUACUUGGCAGAUGAAGUCUUUCAGUUGAUGGACCUGGCUCUAGGCAUGCAAAAUCUGCUAUCAGGAGUAAACAAGAUAUUUGUACUCAAGCCGGAUGGAGUAAUGUACUCGCCGACAAUACUGCGGGCUACGCAGGACUUUCAUAGCAAAUUCGUUGCUGGUGAUUUUUUGGUUGAACAGCUCCGUGCGGUGAAGUCUGCGAAUGAACUUAACCGUAUGCGGUUUGCGGCUGACGUUGGCGCGCAGGGAUUUAUUGACAUGAUGAAAACCACACGACCUGGGAUGCUGGAGCUUGCACUUGGCUCUAUUUUUGAAGGAUCUAUCAAGAAAAAUGGUGCGCUGUGGAACGCGUUCCCGAACGUUGUGGGCUCGGGAUCAAAUGCUGCGGUCAUUCACUAUUUGGCGAAACGUGAUUUACUCCGUGAGCACGAUUUGGUGCUAGUUGAUUCCGGGUGUGAGGUUGCUGGUGGAUACGCCAGCGAUAUUACGCGCACGUGGCCUGUAGGUGGAGAAUUGUCACGAGGACAGAUCAUUUUGUACGAAUUUGUGCUGGAUGUCCAAAAGAAGUGCAUUGAGCAUUUGAGAAAAAUGGUCGAGGCAAAAGAGCCUAUUAGCCUAAACAAAUUACAUGACUAUUCUGUGGAUCUCAUGAUGAAGCACAUGCAUGAGUUGGGUAUCAUGAAAGUCAAGGGCGGGCCUCAAUCGCGCUCUGCAAUACGUGAGUUUCAAAAGUAUAAUCCGACGCAUGUUGGUCACUACUUGGGCAUGGAUAUUCACGAUACACCGCAUGUAACGCGCGAUGCACCGUUGGUACCUGGCAUGGUGGUUACUAUCGAGCCGGGCAUUUACUUGCCGAAAAAUGAUUUUGACCUGCCGGAAGAGUUCCGUGGAAUCGGUAUUCGGAUUGAGGACGAUGUCGUGAUCACGGAGACGGGAAUAGAGGUGACUACGUCCAAAGUGCCAAAGGAGCUGAAGGAGAUGGAGGCAUUGCGUUUUGAGUAG
Peronospora belbahrii is the source of this 1455-nucleotide messenger RNA. NCBI's taxonomy places the organism in Eukaryota, Oomycota, Peronosporomycetes, Peronosporales, Peronosporaceae. The record is from the annotation of a GenBank genome assembly.